Molecule: messenger RNA, 5568 nt
Organism: Chinchilla lanigera (long-tailed chinchilla)
Lineage: Eukaryota; Metazoa; Chordata; Mammalia; Rodentia; Chinchillidae
Gene: Intu
Product: inturned planar cell polarity protein
Exons: 16
Coding region: 772-3564 (930 amino acids)
Biological process (GO): establishment of planar polarity; cilium assembly; nervous system development
Cellular component (GO): cilium; cytoplasm
Molecular function (GO): protein binding
Source: RefSeq, a predicted model, not a curated record
UAGAUCCCCAACGAAGAUAACAGGCCCACAGCAGGGUAGGUCAGCCCCACCUUUAUUCAUCCUUAUAUUUCUAAGGACCAGAACUCAGCCUGGCCCGUAACAGGCAAUCAGUACGUGUUUACUUGGAUAGCAAAGCUAAAGGGCUUCCUCAGGCAGAUUUUAAACUCCCACCAAAAGCAAACAUCCAGCUCGCCUCUGUUUCCCGCUCAUUUUCCAGUUUUCCAUGGAGCAGUCAGCCUGAGAGUCCACUUAGAAUCUCCUCCAUGGCUUUCUUGAUCGUAGCCCUCCAAAUUUCAGGUGGCCGCUUCCUUCGCUGGGGGCGGCGCCUGGACACCGGCGUCCCGCGCCAGGGCGGCCUCGGUGUGCCGGACGCAGGGUGAGGAGCAGCCUUCCGCGCUAGGCGGCGAGAGAGCGCAGUGCUGGACGGCUCGCUGGGCGCACCGGACCUUGCCGCGUGGGUAGGCAAGUGGGAGCGGUGGGGGGACCCAGUCCUAGAAGCGGGGCACCCUGGACUUGGCGAGCACCAGCUGAGCGUCCCCUACUUUAGGGUCCCGGGACUCCAAGGUCCCGGCGCUCUAGAAGGACCCAGGCCGCUGGCAUCAACGCCUUCGCGUCUAGGAUUUUGUGCAUCGGCGGUCUCAAGGGCGUUUUUUCCCUCCGAUCCGCUGCAACGCCGGGAGCUGGGCUGGGCAGUGGCGAGGUGAGACCUCGCGGCCCGCUCACCAGCGCCCCGUUACCUGCUGAGCGCCUUCGAGCCAUUCCAGAGGGGGCAUGUUUCAGGUGGGCAGGGCCAGCAUCCCCAAGCCUGCCCCCCGGAACCUGGAGGACCUGGACUCCGUGCAGCGCGUCCUGUUACACAGUGACCUAGAACCUGAAUGGCUAGAUAGUGUACAGAAAAAUGGAGAGCUGUUUUAUUUGGAAUUAAGUGAGGAUGAAGAAGAAAGCCGCCUUCCUGAAAUACCACCAACAGUGAACCAUGUCAGAUUCAGUGAAAAUGAGAUUAUCAUUGAAGAGGAUGAUUACAAAGAAAGAAAGAAGUAUGAACCCAAACUCAAGCGGUUUACCAAAAUUUUAAAAAGUAAAAGACUUUUACCCAAGCGCUACAAUAAAAAAAAUAGCAAUGAUAAUGGACCGGUAUCCAUUUUAAAACAUCAGUCCAAUCAGAAAACAGGGGUCAUUGUCCAACAACAGUACAAAGAUGUGACCGUUUAUGUAAACCCCAAAAAACUAACUGUCACUAAAGCCAAAGAGCAGCUCAAACUUCUGGAAGUGCUGGUUGGGAUUAUCCAUCAGACCAAGUGGAGCUGGAGAAGAACGGGAAAACAGGGCAAUGGAGAGAGGCUUGUGGUCCAUGGCCUGUUGCCAGGAGGAUCUGCUAUGAAAAGUGGUCAGAUACUAAUUGGUGAUGUGCUUGUUGCUGUCAAUGAUGUUGAUGUUACCUCUGAAAACAUAGAAAGAGUUUUGUCUUGCAUUCCUGGACCUAUGCAGGUGAAACUGACAUUCGAAAAUGCAUAUGCUGUGAAAAAGGAAAAAACCCAACCAAGAAAGAAAAAGGCAAAUUUGAACACAAAUGAUUUAGUCAAACUUCUAUGGGAAGAAGAGGCUGAAGACAACCAGCAGAAUAUCCAUAAUACUCCGCAUAUCAUUAUGUAUCUCACACUACAGCUCGACUCAGAAACAUCAAAGGAAGAGCAAGAAAUUCUUUAUCAUUAUCCAAUGUCUGAAGCAUCUCAGAAACUUAAAAGUGUGAGAGGGAUUUUUCUCACACUCUGUGACAUGCUGGAAAAUGUAACUGGGACACAAGUUACUAGCUCAUCCCUCUUUUUAAAUGGAAAACAAAUUCAUGUAGCUUAUUUGAAAGAAACUGAGAAGUUGUUGCUAAUUGGCCUGCCUGCUGAAGAAGUUCCUCUUCCUCAACUAAGGAAUAUGAUAAAAGAUAUUGCCCAAACCCUAAAAUUUAUGUAUGGUUCUUUAGAUAGCUCUCAUUUCUUAAGUGCCUUCUGCCAGGUUGAGAAUGUUCCCCGUUUGGAUCAUUUUUUCAACUUGUUCUUUCAAAGAGCACUUCAGCCUGCUAAACUACAUUCUAGUGCCAGUCCCAGUGUUCAACAGUAUGAUGCUGCCAGUGCAGUACUUUUAGACAAUCUCCCUGGAGUUCGGUGGCUCCCACUUCCACAGGAAAUCAAGAUGGAAUUAGACACAGCAUUAAGUGACUUGGAGGCUGCAGACUUUGCAGAACUGUCUGAAGAUUACUAUGACAUGAGACGGCUAUAUACAAUUUUGGGGUCUUCUCUAUUUUACAGGGGCUACUUGAUAUGCAGUCAUUUGCCUAAGGAUGACCUUAUUGAGAUUGCUCUUUACUGUCGCUACUAUGGGCUGCUACCUUUAGCAGCAAAACAAAGAAUUGGUCAGUUGAUAAUAUGGAGAGAAGUGUUUCCUCAUCAUCACCUCCAACCUUCCUCAGCCUCAAACACUGAAGUCUUUCAGGAACCUGAAGGGAGAUAUUUUUUGCUAAUUGUUGGACUGAGACAUUAUAUGUUAUGUGUACUACUAGAAGCUGGAGGCUGUGCAUCCAAAGCUGUUGGGAAUCCUGGCCCAGACUGUAUAUAUGUAGAUCAAAUCAGAACUACUCUUCACCAGCUAGAAGGAACAGAUUCCCGCAUAAAUGAACGGCUAGCCUCUUCUCCAAGCCCCUGUUUGUCUUGUGCAGACUGGUUCCUUGCCGGUCCACGGGAAAAAACAGAUGGUUUAGCCACUUCACCUAUCCUUAGUAGGCUACAAGGUACUACCAAAGCUACAGCCUCUCCAAUGUGCAGAAGAACCCUUUUUGGUGACUAUUCUUUAAAGACACGGAAGCCUAGUCCCUCCCAAAGCAGUGGAGGACCUGACAAUGGUUGUGAAGGUGGAGAAGGUACUGGCCUUAGCCCUCACCCUACACCUGAUGCAGUACUGAAGCAAAGAGAAUCUCAGGGCUUUGAUGGUUCAGAAGAAAGUGGGGCCUUGCUUAAGGGCACUAAAAAGAAGUCUACUCUUUCAAAUCCAUUUCAUUUGGGAAAUUCGAAAAAGGAUCUUUCAGAAAAAGAACUAGAAAUAUAUAACACAAUGAAAUUGACAUCUGGUCCUGAGAACACGCUUUUCCACUAUGUUGCCUUGGAAACAGUACAAGGAAUCUUCAUCACACCUACUCAUGAAGAGGUGGCACAGCUCGGUGGCUCUGUGCACUCUCAACUUAUAAAAAAUUUCCAUCAGUGUUGUCUUUCCAUUCGUGCACUUUUCCAAAAGGCAUUGAUAGAAGAGAAAAAGAAAGCACUAAAUGGCACAGAUGAUUUGGAUUCUACAAAUUCAGUAUCUUCUUUGAAUCCUGUGAAAGAACAUGGUGUGUUGUUCGAAUGCUCACUUGAAAACUGGACUGAUCAGAAAAAAACACCACCAGUUAUGGCUUACUGGGUAGUAGGGAGACUCUUUCUUCAUCCAAAACCUCAGGAACUUUAUGUCUGUUUUCAUGACUCGGUCACAGAAAUUGCCAUUGAAAUGGCUUUUAAAUUAUUCUUUGGAUUAACCUUGUAGCUGUGUUUUUAUGAUGUAUAGUCAUAACGUGUAUAGCAUAGAAUAGUGUUAGAUUUGCUGAAAUCUAUAUACAAAGGAAAGGUUUAGCUUCUUUUUACUUUUCAAUGUUGGACAUAAUUUUGCUAAAUAUUAAUAUGAAGUGCUGUUGAAUUUGAUGCAUCAAUCUUAUGUAGUGUUGUGAAGGUUUUGAGAUGAUACUUGAUCAAAAUAAGGGAUUAUUAAUUUAUUGCCAUCUUGGUACAUAAUGUUAAUUUAUUGUCUAAUUUAAAAUAAUGUGAGGUGUUUCACAUAAAAAGUGAAAAUCCUAUUAUGGGAAAAUAUCCAAUUUGUUGUUUAUUUUUCUCCAAACUAAUUGAUAUCUGGUGAAAGAAUCAAGAUAUUGGGAGGAGGUGACCAGGUUCUGUAAUUAAUUAAUGUGGUAACAUGAGCAAAUAUUUGUUCUCUCUGAGGUCAGAGUUUUCAUGUACCAGUGAGAUUAUUACAUUGGGGUUUUGAAAAUCCUAAGUAAAAUAUGCUAUUAUUUUGUUUUCCUUGUCUACAGUGGAUCGUACCUAAAUUUGUAAUAUUUAAGUACUGAUUUCUUAACUGAUCAAAAUACUUUUUUAAAAAGUAUCUUAAUAAAUACCUCAACUGCAGGGGAAGAUGGGAAAGAUGAAAAAUAAACUUACUUUUAUUUAUUUGAUUCUAUUCACUCUUUUAAGUAAGCUCAAAUUUACUAAGAUGUAUUUUUUAAAUUGUAAACUUUCAUUGUUGUUUCUUUUUGUUGAAGUACAUUCAGCUACACAGCACCUGCCUGGCAAGUACAAAGUCGUGAGUUCAAUUCUCAGUACCAAAAAAAAAUAGGUACAUUCAGCUAGACACAUAUUUUAGAUGGAACAUGAGUUUUAAGAAGGUUGUGUGUAAAUCUUUUAAAAAUACAAUCAUGUUCUUUGGUAAAAUACUAAGUUUUAUCUUCUUAUAUGGAUCAUUAUGUAUAGGGUUUUUCUAAAGGGGAAGCACUUAAAUGAAUAAUAGUUCAAUUCACUUUUAGUAGAAAAAAAUUGAGAAUUUACUUUGGCUCUGAGAAUUUGGCAGAUUAAGGGAAAGGAAUGAUAAAACAAAUAUUACAUUUUUAAUUGAUAGUUACCCAGUGGAUCGUGUAGACUCAUUCCCUCAAAACUUUUCAAUACUGGAUUGUUUAUUCUUCAGAAUUUACAUGUUGGAAGAUAACUUAUACUAGCCCAUCUAAAAUCAGUCUCUGCAUUUCCCCCUCCUCACAAGAGACUACUAGUUUGAACUAAUUGCCAGACAUAGUCUGCAACACUUGAAUCACUUGUUCUUAGAAGCAGUAUUAUCCCUUUGUCAUCACUUUUUGAGAUUGUCAACCAGGUGUUUAAGAUGCAAACCACAGCACAUUUAUCUCAUUUGACUUGUGGGCCUUAAUUUUGGCAUCCAAGUCAGGAUAAGAAACUUGGUUCUUGAACUUUUAUAGAAAUAUAGCUUGAAAGAUCCUUCCCUUAAGAUCACAAUGUUGAAUAAGUGGUAGACUACUGUCUUAUGCGUGCAUAUAUGUAUAUUAAGGUACUUUCUUUAAAUGUAUUUAUUAAAAUUAUGGAUAUGGCCCCAAAACACCAUGAGCUACUUCUACUACUAAUAAAUAUUAUUAAAUGUAACUGUUGAUCACCUCAGGUUUUCUUUGGCAGAAUUAAGACUUGGAAUUUUAAUAUAGGGAACUUUUUGCUUCAUUUAAUACUUUGAUCUGCUAAUACUUUCCUGGCAUCAAAGAAUCAUGAGACCUCCACUCAGUGACUGAAAUAAAAAAUGCAAAGCAGACUGCUGAUCUUAACAAAAGGAGCAUCAUUUUCAUUUGCUAUAUUAUAUAUAUGUACUGUAUUUUCCAUGUUUCAGAGGCACUACUUUUGGGAGGGGGUGAUCUUGGGGUCUUCAGCACUGAUCUACAUCCCACCCUAUUUUUUUUUUUUUUUUUUUUAAGACAGGGUUUAGCUAAGUUGCUCAGUUGACGUG